AUGGAUCCAAAACCAACAACAACAACCCCGGCCGCAAAGCCUAAACCAAAACCAACUACUGCCACAACUACUGCCGCCCCACCAAAAAAGACAACUACCACCGCUGGCGCGAUCGCCCCAGGCACUCUCUCAGUCUCCACAACCCCAACCAUCUCCCCCUCCGCCUCCGCCUCCCCCGAUGCUUCCUCUUCUUCUGGCGCAGGAGGACUCCCCGUUGCAGCUAUUGCCGGUAUUGCGGCCGGAGGUGCGGUGAUCUUGAUGUUUCUCAUCUCGAUCCUUGUCUGUAAGAAGCGCCGUUCUCGCCGGUACGCUUCUCGACCGGACGGUCAUGACCCGUCCCGCGACCCCAUCGAUCCCAACGAUGUCCUCCCCUUCGACAACAAGUACGACCAACGGACCCCCACCCUCGCCCACAGCAGUGCCGCUGCUGGUGCCGCUGCUGGAGCGCUCAGCAAUAGCAGGGGCGGAACCUCUCGCGAUAACGAUUCGGGAUUCAUUUCUUACCCGCUUGCACUUCGGGGUGCGAGUGAGGAUGAGGAGAAGGUGAGAGAGUUGGCGGCGUAUCAGGAUCCUAGAACAAAGCAGACUCAACAGGCACUUGAGCAAGAGUAUAGCCAUUAUGAUGACCAUAUCCAGUCGCACUUUGCCCCCGAGAGUCCAGAGAUGACACCUGCAAGCCUGCGCCCUGGUCCUGGCCCUGGCCCUGCAUCCCCUACAAAGAGUAUCAACAACGGCCGAGCUCAGCAUCUCCCAACCCCCAUCUCCACCACCAACCCAUCCAUGGAGCUCUCCCGCAACACCCCCGCACCCAUGUCCCCUUCCCAACGUGGCUUCCAACAGAACCAACAGCAGCAGCAACCAUACAACAACAACCAAGAGUCUUUACCUAUCUCACCACGGUCACGGCCCUCACAUCCCUUGGCAAGCCCCACAGGUCCCCGUGGACAAAACUCUCCUGCCGCUGUUAUCGUCAACGACAUGGGCAACGAGUUUGUGAUGCAGUCCUCGAACACUAACAGCCUCCGUGAGAGUUUUGACCAAGAAGGAUCUGUCAUCCAGUCAGAGCUCUCUUACCGUCGAGGCAUUCCCCCUCGCAAGUCGCAGGAAUCGAAUCUCGGAGGAGGAUAUGCAGGAGGUGCAAGUGGCCAGUACCCCAAUGCAGGUACUCCUAGCCCAAUGGCUCUCGGACCCCAACGAGGACUUAACAGUGGAGGACGCCCAGGACCCGGACCUGGACCCGGACAGGGACCUGGUAGCAACAGCACCUUCUCGUCCCCUCGUCAAGGACCCUCUGGAUACCCGACUUCCCCACCUGUACUCCCCUCUCAAUACCCACCCCAACACCAGUACCAGCCUCCUCCACAACAAGGAUACCAACCACAACCUUACCAGCAGUACCCACAAGAUAACAUGAGCGGAUACGGAUCACCCCCAAUGCGUCCUCAGCAACAACGACCAGGCCCAGGAGGAUACCCUGGUCCUAACGGGCCUGGAGGCAUUCGAUCUCCUCCCAUGAGUCCUCAAUCCCGUGGCGGUUACUCACCACACAUGGGACCCGGCUACCCUCAGCAGCACCAGCAACAAUACCAGCAGCAAUCCAAUUACCCUCCCCAGCAGCAGCAAUCGCCCAACCACCGGCCCCGCAACAACUACUAG
This is a messenger RNA of Linnemannia hyalina, 1656 nucleotides long. The record is from the annotation of a GenBank genome assembly. Lineage: Eukaryota; Fungi; Mortierellomycota; Mortierellomycetes; Mortierellales; Mortierellaceae.